AUGGCCAAGAAAAACAAGAAGUCAGCCGAGCACAAGGAGCGUGUGGCAGCCAAGCAAUCCAAGAAGACUGCUCAGAAGGAGAAGAAGUCGAAAGUGAAGGGCAAGGAUGUCGACAGCGAUGCUGAGGAUGCCGACCUCGAUGCCAUCCUCGCUCAGUAUGCUGAAGAGCAGGCUAAAUUUUUGAAGGUCACUGAAGUGCCAUCAGGGCCUCCAGCACCGAGAUCUUCUGCUACUGUCCUUGCGUCUCCCUCCAACGGGAAUGAAAUUCUGCUUUUCGGUGGAGAAUACUUUGAUGGAACGCAUGCGACAUUCUUCAACAAUCUCUUCGUGUACCAGAUUAAUCGAGGCGAGUGGAAGGAGGUGACUAGUCCCAAUAGCCCUCUGCCUCGAAGUGGACAUGCUUGGUGUCGUGGAGGUAACUCUGGAGGCGUGUACCUGUUCGGAGGAGAAUUUUCGUCACCCAAGCAGGGUACUUUCUACCAUUAUAACGACUUUUGGCAUUUGGACCCAGCUACCAGGGAAUGGACUCGUCUCGAGACCAAGGGUAAAGGACCUCCUGCCAGAAGUGGCCACCGAAUGACCUACUACAAGAACUACAUAAUCCUCUUCGGUGGAUUCCAAGAUACUUCUCAGCAGACCAAGUAUCUGCAGGACCUGUGGAUUUACGAUUGCUCAAAGUAUACCUGGUUCAAUCCCGCUUUGACCACGGCAUCUCAAAAGCCCGAUCCUCGAUCGUCAUUCUCCUUCCUGCCUCAUGAGACUGGUGCCGUGAUCUACGGUGGCUACUCACGAGUGAAAGCCGCCAGCGGUGCAGGCGGCAAGCAAGGCAAAGGUGGCCCCCAGAAAAUGACCCUCAAACCCAUGGUCCAUCAAGACACUUGGUUCCUGAGAAUUACACCCCCGGAAACGGAAUCAGCAGCCGCUUCGACAGGACCUGCUAUCCGCUGGGAGCGACGAAAGAAGCCCGCCAAUACGCCUAACCCGCCGCGCGUGGGUACCACCAUGGCUUACCACAAGGGUCGAGGCAUUAUGUUCGGUGGUGUCCACGAUGUCGAACUGACUGAGGAGGGCAUUGACAGUGAAUUCUUCGACACGCUAUUUGCUUGGACUACCGACCGAAACCGUUUCUUCCCAUUGAGCCUCCGUCGCCCGCGUGCCGCGGGUAAGAAGCAACAAGCGAACCAAGCGAACAAGUCUCGUAACCGUGGCAGAGCGGACGAGGAAGAGCUGCUGCAAAACUUGAAGGCGCUGGAAGCGAAGCAAGGACUCCUAGAUGACGAUGACGAUGAUGAUUUCAUGCAAUUGAGCACACCAAAGACCGAGGAAGAACCCGUUGAGCCCGCCAAGCCUGCAGUUGUUCGAUUUGAAAUGCCACACCGGCGAUUCAACGCUCAGCUUGCGGUGCAAGAUGACACUCUUUUCAUUUAUGGCGGUACAUUCGAAAAGGGCGACCGAGAGUUCACAUUCAAUGAUAUGUACUCGAUUGACCUGGUCAAGCUUGAUGGCGUGAAAGAACUGUUCUAUGUCGAGCCUGAGAACUGGAAUCUCCUGGACGAGGAAGACAGUGACGAGGAGAUGGAUGAUGAAGAGGAUGAAGAGGACGAGGACAUGGACGAGGAGGGUGCGGAUGCCAUGUCUCUGGAUACUUCUUCCCCUGCACCCACAGAGACGACUGUUCCUUCUGUCACUCAAGGCAUGGAACAACUCGAGGUUGAGGAGGAGUUAGAUCAACCCGUUGAUACUCGUCCCCAGCCUCGUCCCUUCGAGAGCUUAAGGGAGUUCUUCAGCCGAACUUCCGAAGACUGGCAGAAUAUCCUUCUCGAGGCUUUGAGGUGGAAGGGACAGGCCGAGGACAAGACAGUCAAGGAGCUGCGCAAGGGAGCAUUUGAUAUGGCUGAAGAGAAAUGGUGGGAUAGUCGUGAAGAGAUCAUGGCCUUGGAGGAUGAACAAGAAGCUGCGGGUAUUGGAGAGGUUGUUAGCAUGACCGACCGCACUGAAAAUAUGGGCGGAGCAGGUCGUCGUCGGUAA
Molecule: messenger RNA, 2028 nt
Organism: Penicillium subrubescens
Lineage: Eukaryota; Fungi; Ascomycota; Eurotiomycetes; Eurotiales; Aspergillaceae
Product: putative Kelch repeats protein
Exons: 3
Coding region: 1-2028 (675 amino acids)
Molecular function (GO): protein binding
Source: RefSeq, a predicted model, not a curated record